Molecule: messenger RNA, 2325 nt
Organism: Cyanidioschyzon merolae strain 10D
Lineage: Eukaryota; Rhodophyta; Bangiophyceae; Cyanidiales; Cyanidiaceae
Product: similar to cyclin M2
Exons: 1
Coding region: 1-2325 (774 amino acids)
Biological process (GO): magnesium ion homeostasis
Cellular component (GO): intracellular membrane-bounded organelle
Source: RefSeq, a predicted model, not a curated record
AUGUCUGGCCGAGCACCAGCAGCCGGAGUUCCUUCCCUGGAGCGCGUGCGCUUUCCAGUACUCGUUGGAGCGUUACUCAUAACGGUGGCGUUGUGUGCAGUGACAGCGGCGCUGGCACAGGCCCUGUUCUCUAUCGAUGUGGUUUAUUUGGAAGCGCUAAGCAAGGACACGCGGAGUGCAUACCAACAGCAAGCACUGACGCUGCUUCCACUGCGGAGGCGCGGAAACUUGUUGCUCGUGACGCUCGUCCUGAUCAGUACGGGUGCCCAGGAGCUUACCGCCCUGCUCGCAGAUGCGCUGCUAUCGGGCGGUACGGGCAUGUCGCUGGUCCUGUCGACCGCGCUGGUGUUUGUCUUCGGCAACAUGCUCCCUGUUGUGUACGCGCUGCAACCAGCGUAUGGUUUGCGCCUAGCAGCCGCUUGUGCCCGAGUCAUGCGUAUCGUGCUGGUUGUCUUUUACCCGAUAACCUUCCCGCUGGCCUGGAUUCUCGACAAGACCGUGGGCAAGAGUGUGCUAGGCGUGCGAGCAAUGAACCGGAACGAGUUGAGCUCGCUUCUCCAGUUCAUGGAUGAACACCACGUCGGCGACCUCGGCCGCGAGGAGUCGGCAAUGUUGCAGGCGACCCUGAUGCUGCGCGAACGUACCGCAGGGGACGUCAUGACUGCUGCUGAUGAUGUGUACAUGCUCUCCCUGGAUCAGGUGCUGGACAGUAGGCUUGCCCUCGAAUUGGUCCACAAGGGGCAUUCUCGGGUGCCGCUCUACGACGGUGCCCGCGAUAAUAUCGUUGCUUACCUGCUGGUGAAAGGUCUUAUUGCGUACUCGCCGAGCGAGCGCCUUACCGUGCGCGAUAUCAUGUUGCGCUACGCGGAUCGCUGUGUGAUCGCUACGGCACCGUUGGAGGUCUCGAGAAGCACCAGCCUGGAGGUGCUGCUGGCAGAGUUUCAGCGCGGGCACAGUCAUAUGGCUAUUGUUUAUGAGCGCCCACAGAGUAAGCGACCCAAGGAGCGCCACUUUUUAGGCAUCGUCACCUUGGAAGAUAUCAUUGAAGAUUUGCUGAAGCAGGAGAUUGUGGACGAAUCCGAUGUUUACUAUGAUAUGCAGAGCAAACAGCCCGUCACACGUGCACAUGCCGAGCGCUUCCUGUCCGCCAGCAGCGGUACUGUGGCCGGGUAUGGCACCUCCCGGAGCUGCGAAGCGUCUGCAGCUCGACCUGCGGAGGCGGUCGCCACCAGAGCAGGCGGCGGUGCCCCAGCGCCAAUCGCAACCAGUGACAUAACCCUUCCGCGUCGCUCAAUCGACCUAGCGCGCUCGGCGACGACCUCGAUGCUGCUCUCGAGCAGCUACGGUGCGCACGGCGCUCCCGACACGUUGAGUAGUCGCGCGGUGCUGGGUAUGCGAAUGCCGUUAUCGCGGCUGCGCGGCGCGGGCUACAUCUCCAUUCGGGAGGUUGACCUGAAAAAGCUAGCGCUGCGCGGUCGUCGCAAAGACACCAGCGAAACCGUACCGCGAAGGCCUAAAAAGUCGACGGAUGCCCCGGGCAGUGCUGCGCGGGCGGCAUCGGCCGACGGCACCGACGGCCCUUCGUUGCUGCCCACAGCAGCGCAAGAUCGCAGGGAUUCGACCGCGUCGCUGCAUUCGCAGCCCGGCGUAUCGUUGUUGGACAAUCAGCGGAUGUCGCUCGACGGAACCGAUGACACGGGAAACGGGUCGUCGUCGGCUAUCGCAGGUCGAACAGCUCCGCUACCGUCAUCGGCCUCGACGAGUUACGAUUCGUUGGCAGCCUCUGCAAUCCCGCCGAGUGGAUCCUCGUAUGGAGAUCCAGUGGUGCAGGGUGCCGGUGAUCUGGUUAUUUCGGGUCCUGAUGCCCCAAGGCGAGCCGAAAUCGGCGCAAGCAGCCACUAUAGUGAUCCUGAAGACGAAGCCGACGAUGAAAUUGACGAAGGCUACGACGACGCCUUGUCCAUUCGUCGGAGUCGUUCCGCAUACUGCAUUCAAAUGACAGAUGUGACUCGGUCGGGCUUGGCGGACCUCGAGGCUGCCGCACCCGGCACAGCAGCGGAGCAGCAGCAGCAGCAGCAGCAAGAACGAGAACAACAGGUGGCGCCCAGCACGAUGUGUGCGGCUAGUUCCAGGUUUCGCACACGCUUCUGGCCGAUCAGGGGCCACAGCAGCGACGAUGCCUUGUCAACAGAGCGCUCCCACGCUAGCCCAGAUGAGACGGGCGCAUGCGCAGCAGGGCAGUCUACGGCCCGGUCGACAGAGCGCACGUUGCUGCGGCGCCUGCUGCUUGCCGCCCGCUUGCCCCGACCUGGACCCAUGGAGUAA